Nerophis lumbriciformis (worm pipefish) is the source of this 1223-nucleotide messenger RNA. RefSeq names its product meiotic nuclear divisions 1 homolog (S. cerevisiae) (gene mnd1). Lineage: Eukaryota; Metazoa; Chordata; Actinopteri; Syngnathiformes; Syngnathidae. Gene Ontology annotation, biological process: reciprocal meiotic recombination. Gene Ontology annotation, cellular component: nucleus. The record is from RefSeq and is a predicted model, not a curated record. Gene Ontology annotation, molecular function: double-stranded DNA binding.
AUACAUUGUUAAAAGCACUUUCAGAAAGAAUGUGUGCAACUUGGAGCGUUACAAACACCAACGUAGUACUUCCGGGAGGUACCUAAACGCAACACAGAACAUUCCCUUGACAGACGGAAGCGGGAAAUUCAAGCCUGUCGCUGCGUGAUUCUUAUUUGGGAGAAAAAACGGGACUAAACCACAAUUAUUCCUCUUAACCGUACUUCACACUUUACCUUGUUAGUACACGUCGACAGAUUGCCAAUUCAACAAAAUGUCCAAAAAGAAAGGACUAAGUUUGGAGGAGAAGAGAAGCCGCAUGAUGGAGAUUUUCUUUGAAACUAAGGAUGUGUUUCAGCUGAAAGACAUUGAGAAGAUUGCCCCAAAGACAAAGGGAAUAGCUCCCAUGACGGUGAAGGAUGUGCUGCAGAGCCUGGUGGACGACAACAUGGUGGACUGCGAGCGAGUGGGCACGUCCAACUACUUCUGGGCUUUCCCCAGCAAAGCUCUGCACGCUCGCGAGCUCAGACUAGAGGAGCUGCAGAAGCAGGUCUCGGAAGCCCAGCAGCGUAAAAGCUCUCUCCAGAAUGCGGUUGGAAAAGCCAAAGAAGGACGUGAGGACACGAAUGAGAGGAGCGCCCUGCUCAAGGAGCUUCAGGCUCUGAAAGACGAGCAAAUUCAGCUGCACACCGAGUUGGACAAGUAUAAGGAAUGUGACCCGGAAGUUGUCGAGCAGAUGAGAAAAUCAAACGCUGUGGCUAAAGAAGCAGUUUCGAGGUGGACAGACAAUGUUUUCGCCAUAAAGUCGUGGACGAAGAAAAAGUUUGCGUUUGAUGACAGCCGCAUCAAUAAGGCCUUUGGGAUCCCAGAAGACUUUGACUACAUGGACUGACUUUCCACCUUUUGUUUUUGUUAAGUUUAUUUCCUGUAAAUAAUUUCUAUUCAGUUGGGUGCCAGAUGGAUUUCAUCAGCCGAUUAUUUGACUGCGCUGCAAUUGCAGACGAGAGACUAUUAGUGGUUGUGCGAUGAAAAAAAACAGACUUUGAGCGCACCUGUUUCUCCAUCAACCGUUUGAUCUAUUGUCUUAUUUAGAAGGUAAAACAAACUCUGGUAUGUUUGUUGUGCUCGUACAAUUUUUUGGGGAAAAAGUGUACACAGGUUUGUCAGAAACCUACAAAGCAAUCAAACAACCAGUCUGAGGAAUCGGUCUUGGUCGGGUUGUGAAUAAACUCUGUGCAAUUCGG